Echinops telfairi (small Madagascar hedgehog) is the source of this 1378-nucleotide messenger RNA. RefSeq names its product tRNA methyltransferase 13 homolog (gene TRMT13). The record is from RefSeq and is a predicted model, not a curated record. The coding region runs from base 67 to 1233 and encodes 388 amino acids. The transcript is spliced from 6 exons. NCBI's taxonomy places the organism in Eukaryota, Metazoa, Chordata, Mammalia, Afrosoricida, Tenrecidae. Gene Ontology annotation, biological process: tRNA methylation.
AGGGAAACAGCUCUGAGGGAAGCCGGCAACCCUUGUCGUCGUCGACACCGGAAGUGGGCAUGGAUUAUGGCGGCUUGUGCACCGACGCCGCCGGCAACGGGUUUUCCCACUGAGGGUAGAUGUGGAUACUAUGUGGGGAAAAAGAAGCGAUUCUGCAGAAUGGUGGUUGCAGCCGGGAAGCGGUUCUGCGGCGAGCACGCUGGAGCUGCGGGACCUGGCGCGGAGGUCUGCUUUUCAUCCUGUCCUCCCGGGAGUCGGAGGGCGGUGGGUCCUGGGACGCCGCUCUUCCCGGCAUUCAGAAAUGCUUCUAUUUUAGGUAACAUUGAAAAAUUAAAGUUGCUUGGUCCAAGAAGAUGCUUUGUUGAAUUUGGAGCUGGAAAAGGGAAAUUAUCUCAUUGGGUUGAUAUUGCCUUAAAAGAUGCUGAAAAGGUUCACUUCAUCCUAGUAGAAAAGGUGACCACAAGAUUCAAGGUAGAUGGUAAACACAGAAAGGAAAAUUCAGUAUUUGAAAGACUUCAAAUUGAUAUUCAACACUUGUGUUUGAACAAGGUUCCUUUGCUAAUAGAAGAAAAACUACCUGUGAUAGGAAUUGGAAAGCAUCUGUGUGGUAUGGCAACAGAUCUUGCAUUACGCUGUUUGGUUGAAACCUAUGCUGCCAGUUGUGAGGAAAGGAAUGAAGAACCUUUAGCCAAGCGCAUAAAGAAUGAAACCGCAGAAACAGAAACGAACACUUUGGCCAAGGAAGGAAAUGAGAAAACUGUCCCAGAGAAGUGGACCCCUGUGGCUGGCAUUGUUAUUGCACUCUGUUGUCACCACAGGUGUGAGUGGAGGCAUUAUGUGGGCAAAGAAUAUUUCCGGGCUCUGGGCCUUGGAGCAGUGGAAUUCCACUAUUUCCAGCGAAUGAGUAGUUGGGCAACUUGUGGGAUGCGGAAAACAUCUUUGGAAGUCUCAAAUAGGACCACCAAGAGCAAAGAUCAUGAGAAUGUUGGCAGGGAAGAGCAUGAUGGUGACGGACACAGCGUCACAGAGGAGAGCACUGAUGGUUUACCUGGGUUUCUUACUGUUGGAGAAAAGAAGAGAAUAGGGCAUCUUUGUAAACUGUUGAUUGACGAAGGCCGAGUGCAAUACUUAGAGCAGAAGGGAUUCAGCCCUGCUCUGCAGUACUAUACAGACCCUCUCGUGUCUUUGGAAAAUGUACUGCUAACAGCACUACCAAAUCACUCUUCACCAUAAACAUUUGCAUAGUGAAAAAGAAAUUUUGAACAUCUGUCUUUCCCUAAAAAAAAAGUAACUUUAAAUUGUAUUUUUUAUAUUCAUGAAAAUACAAAUAUCAAUAGCAGGUAAUAUGAACGUAAAUAAAAAUGUGUGGCCUCAUGAA